AUGGGUCUGUUCCUCCUCGAUUAUGGCGCUGGAAACGUCCAGAGCCUCGCAAACUCGAUUAAUUCUCUUGGGCAUCAAUUCCAAUGGAUAAAGGAACCUUCAGACUUCGCAAAGGCCACCAGCCUCGUCUUUCCAGGCGUCGGCGCCUUUGAGACUGCCAUCUCACACCUCUCGAGCCGUGGCCUUCUCGAGCCGCUAAAGGAAUACAUCGCCUCUGGCCGGCCUUACUUUGGGAUCUGCAUCGGAAUGCAGGUGCUCUUUGAGUCAUCAGCCGAAGCAACAUCUCGUGGAUUGGGCUUCAUCCCGUGCUCCAUUGACAGAUUCGAUGAUGAAUACAAGGCAGUCCCUCAUAUCGGGUGGAACGCAGCAGACCUCAUCACCAAGCAACAAGACGCAGAGGGCGUCGAUUCUUCUUCCUGUUACUACUUCGUCCACUCGUACUGUGCCAAGUACCAGCCGGAUGUCUACCCGGACGCGAUGCGAUGGGCUCAUACGACGACGCAGUACGGACAAGAGCUGUUCGUAUCCUCUGUGCGGAGGGGUAACGUCUUCGCGACCCAGUUUCACCCGGAGAAGUCUGGUAAAGCCGGUCUUGCCCUCCUCGACGAAUGGCUUCGAAAACCAGAGUCAGCACACACCCAUGCACCAGAAGCACCCCUCGUGACGCGUCUUCCAAAACCCACUCACAAACUGACAAAGCGUAUCGUCGCGUGCAUGGACGUACGAGCCAACGACGAUGGUGAUCUUGUUGUGACAAAAGGCGAUCAGUACGACGUCCGCGAAAAAGCAGCCCCACCCCCUGGGUCCGUCCUGGCCACCACGGCAGGCGCAGUACGCAACCUAGGCAAGCCCGUCGCGCUCACAGCACGGUACUACAACGAAGGCGCCGACGAGCUGUGCCUCCUCAACAUCACCUCCUUCCGCCACUCACCCCUGCGCGACCAGCCCAUGCUCGCCGUCGUGCGCGCAGCAGCCGAGACCGUCUUCGUGCCCCUCACCAUCGGAGGUGGGAUCAAAGAUACCGUCGACCCCGACGGCACAAAACGCAGCGCGCUCGAGGUCGCCGGCGCCUACUUCCGCGCGGGGGCCGACAAGGUGAGCAUCGGCUCCGAGGCAGUCUACGCCGUCGAGCGCCUACGCGCGUCGGGCAAGGGCGACCCCAACGGCGCGAUUGAGAGCAUAGCGCACGUAUACGGCAAGCAGGCUGUAGUCGUCUCCAUUGACCCCAAGCGCGUGUACGUCGAUCCCAGCACGUACGAGGGGCCGUACAAGGGCGAGCUGGUGUACGGACAGCAGGAGGGCGGCCCGGAGAGCGAGCGGGGGAAGGCGUGGUGGUACCAGUGCACGGUGUCAGGCGGGCGGGAGACGCGCGACUUGUCGGUGGUGCAGCUCGCGCAGGGCGUGGAGACCCUCGGCGCGGGCGAGAUUCUCGUGAAUAGUAUUGACCGUGACGGUACGGGGCUCGGGUUCGACCUCGGGCUGGUCAAUCUGAUCAAGAACGCCGUGAAGAUACCCGUCAUUGCCAGCAGCGGCGCCGGGACAGCGCAGCACUUUGUAGACGUGUUCAACGGGACGGGGGUAGAAGCUGCUCUGGCCGCGGGUAUCUUCCAUCGUGAAGAAGUGGGGAUCGCAGAAGUAAAGUCUGCAAUGAAGAAAGCGGGUAUAAACGUUAGAGAUUAG
Molecule: messenger RNA, 1680 nt
Organism: Cyclocybe aegerita
Lineage: Eukaryota; Fungi; Basidiomycota; Agaricomycetes; Agaricales; Hemipholiotaceae
Source: the annotation of a GenBank genome assembly